This is a messenger RNA of Didymosphaeria variabile, 1212 nucleotides long. RefSeq lists its product as uncharacterized. The record is from RefSeq and is a predicted model, not a curated record. Bases 1 to 1212 code for a protein of 403 amino acids. The transcript has 4 exons. Lineage: Eukaryota; Fungi; Ascomycota; Dothideomycetes; Pleosporales; Didymosphaeriaceae.
AUGCCACCCGCUCUGAGCGACUAUGACUUUUCCUUCGAGUCAGAUACAGACACGAACGAGGCUCCUGCUUCGAAGACCCAGGUCUUGGAAAUAAUUGCUUCGGGCAAGAAGAAGCUCCUAGAUCCAGAGCAUGCCUGGGGCGAGCGUGUAGACCUCAACACUGUAAUCUCCAGAAAACGCAAGCGCGGCGGUUUGCUCAGCGGCCUUGACGUGGGCAACAUUGUGGUUCCAUCCGACGAUAUAAUCAUUUCCACAGCUGAAGACAGUGUACCAGCUUCAUCUGUGCCCCCUUCAUCCCACAUGAAAUCUUCCCACAUGACACGGGGAUCCACGAGAGGCACCCGCUCCAACAAUCUUGCCUACAACCAGAAAUACCAUCCGAUGGACGAAUACCUGCGGCCUUCACAGGCUGCUAAGCGCCGAGCAGAACAUGGUCUUGAUGAUGAAGACAACGAUUCAGCAAACUUCGAAGAACAAGAUAAUGGCGACUCCGAUAGUGAGGUUGAGGAUCUGCCGCAGAUGAAGAAGCGUAAGAAGCUUGAUAAGUUCGCUCUACAUCAAGGUACCCAAGGUACCCGGCGAUCUUCCCGCAGCGUUAACCGCGACGUGCUGUAUGACAUGAACAUCCAUCCCCAAGAUUCACAGCUUGAGCAUAUGACCACCGAUAGCACAGUCGACAAGGCUAACGACGAGAAUGACGAUAUUGUUUCUAUUGGAAGCAGCGCAGCUACAGAGGAAGUGGACAAGCCAGAGGUUCGCGAAAGGCUCGAUGACGCCUCGCAUUGGACUGCCUCCUCGCCGCCGCGUUCUACGCCACUUUCGACAAUCUCGAUCGACAAUCUAGAACAACCGUCCAAUCCAAUCCACACCCCGCAAAUCGAUGAAAGAGAACGAUCAUCGCUCAGUCCUCGCUUGCAGCAGACACCCUUUGCCAUACAUGAGGAGCCACUCCAGGUGCAGCUUGCAAAGGAAGCCACAGCCACGGUACCCAUAGACCAUGAGCAUGACGACAAGGAAAAUCCGGUCGAGGAGAGAGAUUCCUACAUGGAACAAGAUGAUCAAUAUCUGGAUCCGUCAAUGUUUGACGGUGCAAACGAUCUGCGCGGUGUCUCCAGCCACCACAAGUGCCGUCCUAGGACGCCUGUCCAAGUCAAUGAUUUUGAUUCCGAUUCGGUCCUCGGUAGUGACACAGACUCGAUCAUCGGUGACUAG